ACUUUAAGGAGCAGCAGCAAGAAGUCUUCUUCCUACCUGUCUGCUGCCAUCACUGCUGAGCUCAUGUGCACUAAUCUCAUCUUUCUCAUUGAUUAGUUUGACUCGUGUUCAGGCAGGUGGGAGUGAGCAUUUAAGCAACUCUGGUUAGAGCAUGGACAGCCAGGGGAGGAAAGUGGUGGUCUGUGACAAUGGGACAGGGAUCUUACUGACAGAACCCCCCAUGAACCCCACAAAGAACCGCGAAAAAAUAGCCGAGGUCAUGUUUGAAAAGUAUCAGUUCCAUGGCAUCUAUGUGGCGAUUCAGGCUGUGCUCACUCUGUACGCCCAGGGUUUGCUCACGGGUGUGGUUGUGGACUCAGGAGACGGUGUCACCCACAUCUGUCCGGUUUACGAGGGCUUUUCGUUACCACACCUCACUCGCAGGCUGGACAUCGCAGGACGUGACAUCACUCGCUACCUGAUUAAACUCCUGCUGCUGCGCGGAUACGCCUUCAACCACACGGCUGACUUUGAGACUGUGCGACUACUGAAGGAGAGUCUCUGCUACGUGGGAUACAACAUUGAGCAGGAGCAGCGUCUGGCCACAGAGACCACCUUCCUGGUUGAGUCCUACAUGCUUCCUGACGGGCGGCAGGUGAAUGUGGGCGGGGAACGUUUUGGGGCCCCUGAAGCUCUUUUCCAGCCUCAUCUCAUCAACGUGGAGGGAGUCGGCGUGGCUGAGCUGCUGUUCAACACCAUCCAGGCUGCGGACAUCGACCUCAGGGCGGACUUCUACAAGCACAUCGUUCUGUCGGGCGGGACCACCAUGUACCCCGGCCUCCCAUCCAGACUAGAGAGAGAGAUCAAGCAGCUCUACCUGGAGAGGGUUCUGAACGGAGACACGGAGAAACUAUCCAAGUUCAAGAUUCGAAUCGAGGAUCCUCCGCGGCGUAAACACAUGGUGUUCCUGGGGGGCGCGGUGCUGGCCAACAUCAUGAAGGACAAGGACUCCUUCUGGCUGAGCAGACAGGAGUACCAGGAGAAAGGUCUGGGAGUCCUGCAGAAGCUGGGAGGUGGAAUCAGAUGAAACAAAACCAGGAGCAAGAAGAAAACAAAAAAAAGGCUUCGAGUUUACUCCGCUUUUCAUGACAGCUCCGCCCCUUUUAUGGCCCCGCCUCCUAAAACAUCUCUUCC
Molecule: messenger RNA, 1173 nt
Organism: Nematolebias whitei (Rio pearlfish)
Lineage: Eukaryota; Metazoa; Chordata; Actinopteri; Cyprinodontiformes; Rivulidae
Biological process (GO): Arp2/3 complex-mediated actin nucleation
Cellular component (GO): actin cortical patch; Arp2/3 protein complex
Molecular function (GO): actin filament binding
Source: RefSeq, a predicted model, not a curated record